AUGAAUUAACAAGUUUAUUAUUUUAUUAGGAUUAAAAUAAGAAGAAAAGUCAAUUCUUAGAUUGUAAUCAACCAGGAUGUUCUAAUAGAUUAAAAAUUGCUCAUAGAGAUUACUCCAUUAUAGACCCAACUUUAGAAUAAAAUAAUUAAACAUAAUAAGAUGUUGCUUAGAAAAAACUUAUUGAGGACAAAGAAAAAAUUUUGGAUAUUCAAACAUUAUUUUCUUGAAUUUGUGGAGACAUUGAUUUAUCAAAUGCAAUAAAAAAAAGUAAUCCAAGUUAAUACAAAUUUUAAUAUAAUUUUAAUACUCAAUAAUUUGAAGAAGAUGUUAGAAUAAUAAAUAAUAGAAUUGUUGAUCCUUACAUAGAGAAAUAUUAUAAUAGCAAAGAAGAUUUAUAAUAAAGACUCAGUUUUGAAGAUUUUUAAUUUUCAGUAUAAUAAUAGGCAACAUAGGGGAUUUAGGGAGAUUUAUUAUUAACUGAUAAAACAUUAGGCACAAAAUAGCCUUAUAUAGAUAUAGAAAUUAUAGUGUUAAGAUGGAACAUCGGUUUACUAAAAUGACCAUUGA
Paramecium sonneborni is the source of this 567-nucleotide messenger RNA. NCBI's taxonomy places the organism in Eukaryota, Ciliophora, Oligohymenophorea, Peniculida, Parameciidae. The record is from the annotation of a GenBank genome assembly.